UUGCCAACUUCACUCCGUUUCAAGGCAAACUCUAAAUCGGUGCGAACGACAAUACAUCUUUCUCUAUUUCCGUUCUUUUGGUAGUAACAAGUCAAUCAAGAUGACAAAGAAACGCCGUAACGGAGGACGUUGUAAACACAACCGUGGUCACGUUAAGCCAGUUCGUUGUACAAACUGUGCUCGAUGCGUACCAAAGGACAAAGCUAUCAAGAAGUUUGUUAUUCGUAACAUUGUAGAAGCUGCUGCUGUCCGUGAUAUCACUGAAGCAUCAGUCUACACCGCUUACCUCCUCCCAAAAUUGUACGCCAAGUUGCACUACUGCGUCUCAUGCGCCAUUCACUCGAAAGUUGUGCGUAACAGAUCGAAGGAAGCCCGUCGUAUCCGUACACCACCACAACGUACAUUCGCACGUGAUGUUGCCCGUCAACAACAACAAGCCAGAAAGUGAAUCACUUUUUCAUUGGAUGCAAAUAAAUUUUUGCAACAAUUUAUGUUAAAAAUGAGACCUAAUUAACAAAUAAAAAAAAAAAAACAGAAGAAAACGAAAA
Messenger RNA from Contarinia nasturtii (swede midge), 548 nucleotides. It is a transcript of the gene RpS26, whose product is annotated as 40S ribosomal protein S26. Lineage: Eukaryota; Metazoa; Arthropoda; Insecta; Diptera; Cecidomyiidae. The record is from RefSeq and is a predicted model, not a curated record. Bases 101 to 448 code for a protein of 115 amino acids. Gene Ontology annotation, biological process: translation. The transcript is spliced from 3 exons. Gene Ontology annotation, molecular function: mRNA binding; structural constituent of ribosome. Gene Ontology annotation, cellular component: cytosolic small ribosomal subunit; ribosome.